This is a messenger RNA of Macrosiphum euphorbiae (potato aphid), 1071 nucleotides long. The record is from the annotation of a GenBank genome assembly. Lineage: Eukaryota; Metazoa; Arthropoda; Insecta; Hemiptera; Aphididae.
AUGACGUCCUCGAAGUACUGUUUGAAAACUCGCAAUAGAAUGAAACUUCCAAACGCUAAGAAGUUGGAUAACGAACAGGACCAUGAUCUGUUUUUGUCAAAGUUUACUUCAGCACUUUGUGGCGACAGUUUCAACAGACUCCCGUUGAACUCCACAUUAGGACGUCUCCCAUUAUCUGAAUUAGCCCAGGAACUCAAAACAGGAAAAUUGAUAUCAAAAUUUGAAGAUUUUGAUUAUUACACUGAUGGCGAAGAUGAAUCACCAUAUGUUUACACAUGUUCAUUUGUAUUGGCUAUAAUGUAUUUUGAACGACUCAAAGUAUCAAAUCCUAACUAUUUGAAAUCUAUUAACUCAUCUGAAUUAUUUCUCAUAUCUUUGUUAGUUGCAAGUAAAUAUCUCCAUGAUGAUGGUGAACUUGAUUCCGCUAUAAAUAGUGAAUGGGCCGUAGCUUAUGGUAUCAGUCUUAAAACUAUCAAUCAAAUGGAAAAAGAUUAUUUAUCAGCUAUGAAUUGGGAAUUUUUUAUAAGUGAUGAAGAAUUUGCAAAUAGACAUAAAGAAAUAGUUGAUCAACUAUACAGUGAUAUAGAGAAAUCCAACUCUGUACUGUUAAAGAUGUUCCUAUUGAUCUCAUCAGUUGUACAAAAAAUAAGAAAGUUGUACCGAAGGAAAAUUGUCCGCCAGAAAAUGAAACAUAUGAUUGCUAUGUCAACUGUUAUCACUGUGGUCACUGCAACUACUAUGCAACUUAACCAUGGAAAUCAAAAGUUGGUCCAAGAAUUGUAUGAACAAAUUGAGUCUAAUCCAGAUUACCCGACAAUUCCCUCCACCCAUAAAAAUGACAUAGUAAAACCUCAAAACGUAAAAGACAUAUCUAAAGGAUGGAAUUCGUCUAAAUUACUACAGUUAUUAGACCAUUUAUUACUAAUGAACACAUGUGUAUCUGAUGAUGAUCGUCAACUAUCAUUUCAAACAACCCUUAGUAAAUCAAACAAAAACCAAUUUAGGAAUAUUACGCAUUUCAAAAGUAUUAUAUUUUUUAACUAUUUAACAACCAUAAACUAUACAUAUUGA